This is a messenger RNA of Lichtheimia ornata, 1350 nucleotides long. RefSeq lists its product as uncharacterized. Gene Ontology annotation, molecular function: DNA polymerase binding. Lineage: Eukaryota; Fungi; Mucoromycota; Mucoromycetes; Mucorales; Lichtheimiaceae. Gene Ontology annotation, cellular component: nucleus; condensed chromosome. The transcript has 12 exons. Gene Ontology annotation, biological process: homologous chromosome pairing at meiosis; interstrand cross-link repair; mitotic intra-S DNA damage checkpoint signaling. The coding region runs from base 1 to 1350 and encodes 449 amino acids. The record is from RefSeq and is a predicted model, not a curated record.
AUGGUCGAAACGGCAUUCCUUCAAGCACUACGAGAUUCCGGUUGUGUCCUUGCUGUUGACGACAAUGACGCCCCAGCAGUAUUUGCUUGUGAGCCUGUGCUCUUUCGUCGCGACCUGUCAAUCAAGAUUCGCUCCGAUGCCCAAUACCCCAACAACUUGACGACCUUCUUUGAGAGCAUGAACGACACGUUAUUAGACUUGGAUACGUUUAGAAGGUUCCUCUUACCAGCAACGUUAUCCGAAGAAGCACGUCGAUCGACACGGAGCACCUCAUUCGAUAGCGUUGCAAAGACAUUACUACAAGUGGAUAUUCUUCAAAAGGAUCUUAUCGGUUACUUAUUGGAAAGAUUGCCCGAGUUUUAUGACGAGCUGGAAAACGACCAAUCGAGCACAUGUACUGCACGCCUUAUCCUACACCAAUUAAGAUGGUCCGAAUACAUCGUUGAUCCACAAGCCCUUAGUGGAAAGCUGAUCGAGAUCAUUCACAUUACGCCUCCUGUUAUCCAACAUGAAAUCAUCACUUCACUACCAGACAUUAUCAAUGAUACCGAACACAAGGCUAUGGUGGUGUAUUUGAAAGAGCUUAUGAACGAGAAUUCCGAGUUGACUGUACCCAUCCUUGACGCAUUAUCGAAUCUCACAUCGCAUUCGGAAAGCUUGGAAGAUGUGCGAGAUACAGUGUUGGACCGAUUGGAACAAGCUGAACAAGACGACCUUGCUGUUAUCCUCAAGUUUCUUUUACAAACUGUAUCACCGAAUACAAUCGACUUGGUCAUUUAUGGUAUCAGAGAGAAGCUCGAUUUCCGAUCUCUUAAAAGGCCUCAGAAUGCUCGGCAACGCACAGCCAACGCUGCACAAGGAUUGAUUUUGGAAUCCAUCAAGCAUGGCCUUCAAUUCCACAAAUAUGUCUGUGAUUCUUGGUUCAAGUCUAUAGCCGCAUUGGAGACCAAAGAUGCACACAAGGCUAUUGACGUGCUCGUGCUGGUUAUCCUUUAUUCCAUGACAUCCACCAAAAAGAAGGCAGAAGUUCUCUUUCGGAAAAAGAUCACUGGUGGUUUGAUCACUGCACGAUUGCUACAGGAUGUCAUCCUUCAUCAUGCUGAUGGCUUGACUGGUUAUUGGAACGCAAUUUUAUCGCUGGCCGAGAGUCUUUUGCGAUCCGCACAGCAAACCAAUGUCAUCGCUCCUUGUUCAAACGCCCUUUAUAUCAAUGCCUUCAAAUCCAGUGACGCUUAUCAUCGCCAGGAAAUUGUUGGCUCCCUUGUCACCCACAUUGGCAGUGGUUCAAUAUCCUUUUUCCUCUUUACCAUGAACAGCUACCACAACAUCCAUAUUGAGAUAUCACCUUAA